Monopterus albus (swamp eel) is the source of this 4991-nucleotide messenger RNA. RefSeq names its product integrin, alpha 3b (gene itga3b). Gene Ontology annotation, molecular function: integrin binding. The record is from RefSeq and is a predicted model, not a curated record. The transcript has 26 exons. Gene Ontology annotation, biological process: cell-cell adhesion; integrin-mediated signaling pathway; cell-matrix adhesion. Gene Ontology annotation, cellular component: integrin complex; external side of plasma membrane. Bases 258 to 3419 code for a protein of 1053 amino acids. NCBI's taxonomy places the organism in Eukaryota, Metazoa, Chordata, Actinopteri, Synbranchiformes, Synbranchidae.
UUUCAUACACUGUGCACUUGUUGCAAUCGGGUGUGGAUAGCAGAGAGACAGGAAGGGAGAGCGAGAGAGCGCAGCGGGGAGAGGGACGCAGCAACGCUCUGAGUGCGCGGAGGGAACGGGCGGCUCUCGAUGCGGAGGUCUCUGUGAAGUAGCAGCCUACCUGUUGAAGCUCACUGUGGGAGACUGCCGUGUUGGACCCACGGUGAUCGUGGAUCUGCGGUAACCUUCUGCGCCUGGGAAAGACGAACAGCCUAAAUAUGUUUCCUAGACUAAUACUCUGCGCUGUUUUGGCUGUGUACCACGGGACGCAAAGUUGCAGUGGAUUUAAUAUCGAUGAACGGUUUCCUGUGAUCAAAGAGGGAAAAACCAGUGGGAGCUUCUUUGGAUUCUCAGUAGCCCUGCAUCAACAGACGAAAGGCUCCAGAAAAUACCUGCUUCUGGCAGGAACACCCAAAGAGAAAGCCAAAUCUCUAAAAGAUGUCAAUGAAACAGGUGCUGUCUACUCCUGUCCCAUUACCACAGACUCCACUGAUUGCUCCAGAAUGGACCUGGUCACCUCAACAAAUCAAAACGAGAUGGUGGAGGGCAUGUGGCUGGGCGUGACAGUGGCCAGUCAGAGGGACCAGCCGGCAGGGCGUGUGCUGGCGUGUGGGCAUCGCUAUGUGAAGAUCACCAAAAGCGGCUCAGACAAGGAAUGGCGGAUGAUUGGAAAGUGCUAUGUUAGGGGUAAUGACCUGACCUAUGACCCCAACGAUGACUGGCAGACGUACAGUUAUGAGGUCUGUAACCCCAACUUCGAAGUGCAGUUUGAAGGCAUGUGCAACGCGGGCAUCUCAGGCGGCAUUACAGGCAAUGAUGUCUACAUCGGUGCCACAGGCAGCUUCUUGUGGCAAGGAAAUGUUCAUAUAACAUGGAGAAAUCCGGAUCCAGCGCUUUCCUGGGACUCUGAGGACAGAAACUUUGGACAGCUGAAUAAUCGAUACAGUUAUAUGGGUUAUUCAGUUCUUGAAGAGAAGAAGCUGUUGAGCUAUAAUGACUACACAGUGGUGACAGGGUCUCCCAGGGAUGAGUCCAAGGGCUCUGUGAUGUUUGGGACAAAGUUUGACAACAGCAUCAAGCUGGUGCUCUCCAUCCCCGGAGAACAAGUGGGCUCCUACUUUGGCAGCAGCCUGGCUGUCACUGACCUCAACAAUGACGACUGGAAUGACCUGAUUGUGGGUGCACCAUUUUACUUUGACCGCAUGAAGGAUCAGGGAGGAGCGGUGUAUAUCUUCAUGAAUGAGAAUGGAUCUUUUCAAAUGAAUUCCACUGUGACACUGAAGGGUCCAUCGCACUCUGCAUUCGGCUUGGCAGUCGCUGCUAUUGGUGAUGUCAACCAAGAUGGAUUCCAAGAUUUUGCUGUGGGAGCUCCAUUUCAUGAGACAGGAAAGGUCUACAUUUGGAUGGGAAGUAAAGAGGGAAUCUCAGUGGAGCCCAGUCAGGUGAUUGAGGGUAAGUCGGUGGGUAAUGGAUUCCACACCUUCGGCUACUCCAUCAAUGGAGGGAUGGACAUGGAUGACAACAAUUACCCUGACAUAGUAGUUGGCUCUCUGGAUGACCGCAUUGCGCUUCUCAGAGCUCGACCAGUCAUCCACUUAACAAAUGGCUUCACUGUGGACCCUAAGAUUGUGGACCCCAGUCAGUGUGCUGGAAAUGCACCAUGCAUCACAGCGACUGUGUGUAUGUCUUUCACUCUAAGCAAUGGAAACAGAGACUUCAAGAGAGAUAUCACGGUGAAGUACACGGUGGAUGCGGACAUAGUGAGGAGGAGAAGUCCUCGAGUGACUUUCCAGAACAAUAAUGGUAACACCUACACUGGGUUACUGAGCCUGCCAUCAUCCAAAAACAUGUGUCACACUCUACAGCUGGGUGUAGUGGCACCUGUGAGGGACAAACUGGAGCCAGUGGUCUUUUCUCUGAAAUUGGCCUUAGAUGAACAAAAACCUAGCCCUGGGCAGAGCCUGCAGAACCUGGACUUAUUCCCAAUUCUGAACAAGAAGCAGAAACUCUCUCAAACAGCUGAGAUUAACUUUCAGAAGGAGUGUGGCUCAGACAACAAAUGUACUAGUAACCUGCAGCUGACAGCUCAGUUUGUUGACACAGAAGAUAAACCUUACCCCAGGCAGGGCAAAUUGCAGGUGCUUCAAUUCAGCAGCAGUAUGAAGAUAAUAAGGCUGAUGGUGGAAGUGACUAACUUCCCUACUGGUGGGAAGCUGGCUGAGGACGCCCACCAGGCCACGCUCAACAUCACCAUCCCUGAUGCACUGAGAUACUCUGGCGUCAGGUCAGCGGACCCCAAUGUAGAAUGCACUAUAGAAAACACAGUGAUCUGUGAACUCGGGAAUCCACUUAGAGGCAAUGAAAAGGUGUCACUUGCCCUCAAGUUUGAGACAUCAGGGAUCAACCUGUACACACAACAUAUUGAGUCCCAGCUGCUUCUGUCCACUCUUAGUGAGCAGAGUGACUUGAGUCCUGUGCCUGUGGCGCUGCUGAUUGAAAGCACCAUCCUCCCCUCCUUCUCCGUAGCGAAUCAGUUGGUGCAAACACAAUUCGGUGGGACAGUGAUGGGCGAGUCAGCCAUGGUCAACACCAGUGACGUGGGCAGUCUGGUGGAGUUCACCUUCAAUGUGAACAUGAGGGGGCAGCCCUUGGGAGACUUGGGGACAUUGGCUGUGGAGUUUGAGUGGCCUUUUGAGGUAACCAACGGCAAGUGGCUGCUGUACCUGACGAAGAUUGUUGUUAUGGGUGAAUCUGAGAUGGAAUGUAACCCUGAAGGGGUAGUCAACCCGCUGAACCUAACUUUGUUAGGGGGCAGAUCUAAGCGUGCUAAACGGCAGAUUGUGGUGGAUGAGGAUGUGACCCAGCCACACAUUAUUGAGCCACAGGCAGCCAGUACACUGCUCCUCCACAGGAAAGAGACCUACCUUUUGGAAUGCGCCAAGGGGACAGCAAACUGUGUGACGUUUACCUGCCCACUGCUCAACAUGACAGAUUCAGCCAAGAUUUAUGUCCGGUCCCGUUUAUGGAACAGUACAAUGCUAGAAGACUAUACAAAUGCUCUGAGAAUUACAGUCAAGGGUCAGGCUACACUGAAGCUCAUUACAGAUAAACCAACCAUCAAGAUGGACAGUCAGACCACCACGUUCAUAGUGGAAAUAGAACCAGUGCUGGGAGUGGAGAUACCCUAUGAGCUCCCGCUAUGGAUCAUCAUCUCUGCAGUCGUAGCAGGAGUCCUACUACUAGGAAUUAUCAUUAUUAUACUGUGGAAGUGUGGCUUCUUCCAGAGGGCCAGCAGGAGGGAGAUGUAUGAGGCCAAGUCCCAGAAGGCUGAGAUGAAGAUUCAGCCCUCUGAGACAGAGAGAAUGAUUGAGGACCACUGAGGGCCCCACAGGUCCCCCAACAGCACUCACCUGUAGGGCUUUUGGGCUGGAUUCUUCAAGCGAGCCAUCUACUACCGGAUAAUGCCAAAGCAUCAGGGAGUGAAAAUUUGCAAGGCUGAGCGCUAUCAGUUCAAUCUGGGAUUUCAGCCUGAGGAGCCCCAGAAAAAGUACUGGCUCACUAGCUGGACAGAGAUGCAGCAUUACUACUACUGAGGCCGUUACUUUGAACCCUGAUUCACUCACUGUCACACUGGGCCAGGCAAAGAACACUGGGCUCCGUUGGGCCACAUGGAUUUUGCAGUGCAUGGACCAACUGUGGAUAGUGCAUACAUUUUUUUCAUAGAUUUUAUCAACAUUUUCCAGUGCAGCAGACUGAACAUUUGAGUUUCACAGAUUGUAAUUUGUUAAGUAUUUUUACAGUGUUGUACAGUGGAACUGGGGUUGCAGAAAAAGAGUGAAUAGUCAUUUUUUUAAUUGUCGCAGGUUUUUAUGUACAAAAAUUAGCAUUUGCAUCUAUGUUCUCAUUUCUUUUAUUUUUUCCCCUUUCUGAAUCCUCUGAGCAACAUUUGUCACAUUUAUUUCUACUGUGUCUGUUUUCCUCUCUAAUCAGAGGAAUGGAUCUGUUGAUCUUCUCUGUGCUUGGAUAAGUCCUUCCUGCCCUGUCUUCAGUCAUCACUUUGUGGCCAGUGGGUGUAGACUAUAUAAGGGUUUAAACCCACAUCAGCUGUUUUGGAAAUCAUAUUCAUCUGCACUUAAAAUAUGUUGACCAGCAUCCACUAUAUUAUGAGUGAACAAAUAUCUUUAAAUGAAUGUCCAUGUCAUAGAUUGGCAAGCAUUUUAUAGUCUAGCAUCCCAAAUGGAGCUAUGGUUGUAGCUCUGACCUCAUAUGAGGAACGUGACUUUGUAAGCCACAUGGAAACAUUAAUUUGCUGGUUUCAGGGAAUGAAAAAGGAGCGGUACAGAGGAAAAAGCAGGAAUCACUGGUGAAUGAUGUAGUUUGUAGCUUAAUUUCCCACAUUCCACAGCCAGAGUCACUGAAGCAACAACAGCAAUAGCUUCUUGUUUGAAUAUUUGUCGAUGAGAUCACCUUGGUACUUGAUUAUUUAUUAAACUGCCUUCUGUUAUUAUAGUGAAGAACCUACCUGGUUGUCUUUAAACAUGGGCACAUACAAGGAGUCACAACACUGGAUUAAGUAAUACAUGAUAUUAUAUCUGUCUGGUGAGUUUAAGCUCUAGCAUAGACAGAUAUAUUAUGAUUUGUACAUAAUGAGAAGUUAUGUUGAAUUGAGUAUUUGAGUGAACGCAUUGGCUUUUCUUGUUUCACUGUUAGAUUUUUGUACAAAACACUAAACUGACACUUGGAUUGUUUCUAAGCCAUCAUGGCCUCCGCUGAGGACAACCUGGGUAAAGAGAGGACAGUAGCUGAACUGUCUCUGAUGUGACUGUUUGUGUACCACUCUAGUCCAUGUUAUCUGAGAGCCCACAGGUACUCUCUUGUGGCUGUGGAUGGCACAGAGGCUCCAUUGUGAGUAAAGAGGGAACCCAAUGCACAAACUCUGUUCUCUGUAGUGG